AUGGAGAAACCUCUGGAGUCUAGCUCCCCGGUUCCCGGGCCCGAAGAGGACGCUAGGAACCCCGAGGGGUCGCUUCCCCACGUGUCGGAGGGCUGCGCCCGGCCCUUGCAGGCGACCCCGAAGAAACUCUGUGGGUAUCUGAGUAAGUUUGGCGGUAAAGGACCCAUCCGGGGCUGGAAGACCCGCUGGUUCUUCUACGACGAGAGGAAAUGUCAGCUGUAUUACUCGCGGACGGCGCAGGACGCCAACCCCUUGGACAGCAUCGACCUCUCCAGUGCGGUGUUUGACUGCAAGGCGGACGCUGCGGAGGGGACGUUCGAGAUCAAGACUUCCAGCCGGGUGAUUACCCUCAAGGCUGCCACCAAGCAAGCGAUGCUGUACUGGCUGCAGCAGCUGCAGAUGAAGCGCUGGGAGUUCCACACCCAUCCGCCGGCACCUCCCACCGCUGCCGACGCUGCCCCGCCUGGGAACGGGCCCACCCUGCGCAUCGAGCUAGGCUUCCCUUCCCCUGCCCAGGAGCUGGUACGGAUCCUGCACAAGGCGCUGGAGGCGGCCCAGCUGGAGAAGAGGGCAGCAAGCGCGUUCCUGAUGGCGGCCGAGGACAAGGACCGACUGGAGCUGGUGCGCCACAAGGUGCGGCAGAUCGCGGAGCUGACCAGGCGAGUGCAGGCCCUGGAGCAGGAGCGGGACGGCCUGGUGCAGACGGCGAGCCUGCAGGAGCAGCACGGGCGAGCCCUGCAGCAGCAGGUGCAGCUGCUUCUCGACAAGAACGAGGCCAAACAGCAGGUCAUCUGUAAGCUCUUCAAGGAGGUCACCCGGGACGUGCUGCAGCCCCCUGGCCAUGCGUCCGGAGAGGCUGCCGACAGGGACUUCCUGAGCCAGCAGGAGCAGCUGGAGCACCUGAAGGAUGACAUGGAGGCGUACCGGACCCAGAACCGCUUCCUCAACGCUGAGAUCCAUCAGGUCACAAAGAUCUGGAGACAGGUGGCUGAGAAGGAAAAGGUCCUGCUGACAAAGUGUGCCUACCUCCAAGCCAAGAACUGCCAGCUGGAGAGCAAGUACCUGGCGGGGCUGCGGAGGCUGCAGGAGGCCAUGGGGAGCGAGGCUGGCGAGUGCUCGGAGCUGCUGAAGCAACUUACCGAGGAGGCACUGCAGUGGGAGGCCAGCGAGGCCACAGCUGACGGCGUUGGACUGAGCCCCAUCAGUGAGUACGAUGAGUAUGGCUUCCUGACGGUGCCCGACUACGAGGUAGAGGACCUGAAGCUGCUGGCCAAGGUCCAGGCCCUGGAAGUCCGCUCCCACCACCUGUUGGCUCAGGAGGGCCGGCCGCUGCAGGAGCGCUGGGCUACCCUGGGGGAGCUGACGCCCUCAGCUGAGCUCAAGCAGCUGCUGCGGGCAGGCGUGCCCCGAGAGCACCGGCCGCGGGUCUGGAGGUGGCUUGUCCAGCUCCGCGUGCAGCACCUGCAGGCCCCUGGCCAUUACCAGAAGCUGCUGACCCGGUGCCAGACCUGUGAGCACCCCGCUGCCCGUCAGAUUGAGCUGGACCUGCACCGCACCUUCCCCAACAACAAGCACUUCACCUGCCCCACCUCUGGCUUCCCCGACAAGCUCCGCCGGGUGCUGCUGGCCUUCUCCUGGCACAACCCCACCAUCGGCUACUGCCAAGGCCUGAACAGGCUGGCGGCCAUUGCUCUGCUGAUCCUGGAUGAGGAGGAGAGUGCCUUCUGGUGCCUGGUGGCCAUCGUGGAAACCAUCAUGCCGCCUGACUACUACAGCAAGACACUGACGGCAUCCCAGGUAGACCAGCGGGUGCUCCAGGACCUGCUCUCAGAGAAGCUGCCCAGGCUGAUGGCCCACCUGGGGCAGCACCACGUGGACCUCUCCCUCGUCACCUUCAACUGGUUCCUUGUGGUCUUUGUGGACAGUCUCAUCAGUGACAUCUUCCUCCGAAUCUGGGAUGCCUUCCUGUACGAGGGGACCAAGGUGGUGUUCCGUUACGCCUUGGCCAUUUUCAAGUACAACGAGGAGGAGAUCCUGAGACUGCAGGACGGCCUGGACAUCUACCAGUACCUACGCUUCUUCACCAAGACCAUUAGCAACAGCCGGAAGCUGACAAGCAUCGCCUUCGCAGACAUGAACCCCUUCCCCAUGAAGCAACUGCGGCAGCUGCGGGCAGCCCACCGGGAGCAGCUGGAGGCUGAGCUGCAGGAGCUGGAGCGGUUCAAGGCCGAGUACUUGGAGAGCCGGGCCUCCCAGGGCCGAGCAGUGGCCGAGGGCUGUGCCGGCGAGGGCGAGGGCGAGGGCGAGGGCGAGGGGGAGGGGGAGGCCUGA
Molecule: messenger RNA, 2331 nt
Organism: Orycteropus afer afer
Lineage: Eukaryota; Metazoa; Chordata; Mammalia; Tubulidentata; Orycteropodidae
Gene: TBC1D2
Product: TBC1 domain family member 2
Source: RefSeq, a predicted model, not a curated record